AUGCCCUACUACCCGCAGCAGACGGUCUUCAGAGUCUCCUUCCCUUGGGUACACGCUGCACCUCUUCCUGACGAGAAGUCUCCUCCAGAGACACUCCUGCGGAGACUCUUGUCGACCGAAGACCGCCUCUCUUCUUUCCUCCUCUUGAAGGUCAAAGCAUUUUUGGUUGGCGAACGUGGAUUGUCCAAGAUUGUGUUUUCAAAUGGGAUUGUCGAAUGUCGAUGCUUGCUUGCCCUACCACCCGCAGCAGACGGUCUUCAGAGUCUCCUUCCCUUGGGUACACGCUGCACCUCUUCCUGA
This is a messenger RNA of Penicillium robsamsonii, 300 nucleotides long. RefSeq lists its product as uncharacterized. The record is from RefSeq and is a predicted model, not a curated record. The transcript has a single exon. NCBI's taxonomy places the organism in Eukaryota, Fungi, Ascomycota, Eurotiomycetes, Eurotiales, Aspergillaceae. The coding region runs from base 1 to 300 and encodes 99 amino acids.